Messenger RNA from Mustela erminea (ermine), 1004 nucleotides. Its product is annotated as olfactory receptor 4C5-like. Gene Ontology annotation, cellular component: membrane. Gene Ontology annotation, biological process: G protein-coupled receptor signaling pathway. The coding region runs from base 75 to 1004 and encodes 309 amino acids. The transcript has a single exon. NCBI's taxonomy places the organism in Eukaryota, Metazoa, Chordata, Mammalia, Carnivora, Mustelidae. The record is from RefSeq and is a predicted model, not a curated record. Gene Ontology annotation, molecular function: olfactory receptor activity; G protein-coupled receptor activity.
UGCCAUAAUUGUAAUCCCUGUGCUACUCAAAGACAAAUCAAUUAUCCAGAUGCCAAAGCAAACUCCCAGAACAAAUGAACAACGUGACUGAAUUCAUCCUGCUUGGCCUGACACAGGACCCAGAUGUGCAGAAACUCUUGGGCGCUGUGUUUAUAGUCAUCUACUUUCUCACUGUGGCAGGCAACCUGCUCAUUGUCAUGACAAUCAACACCAGCAGAGCCCUGGUCUCCCCCAUGUAUUUCUUUUUGUCUUUCUUGUCCUUUGUAGACAGCUGCUGCUCUUCUACCAUGGCUCCCAAAAUGAUAUUUGACUUACUCACGGAAAAGAAAACUAUCUCCUUCAGUGGGUGCAUGACUCAGCUCUUUGCAGAGCACUUCUUUGGAGGAGUGGAAAUCAUCCUGCUCACAGUGAUGGCCUAUGACCGCUAUCUGGCCAUAUGCAAGCCCCUACACUACAGGAUCGCCAUGAACAGGCAAAUGUGCAGCCACCUGGUGGCCGUGGCCUGGGCUGGAGGAUUUUUUCAUGCUUUGAUUCAGAUUCUUUUUAUAGUCUGGUUACCCUUCUGUGGUCCCAAUGUCAUUGACCAUUUCAUCUGUGACCUGUUCCCUCUACUAAAACUCUCUUGCACUGACACUCACAUCUUUGGACUUUUUGUUGCUGCCAACAGUGGGCUGAUGUGUCUGCUCAUUUUUUCUAUUCUUCUCACCUCCUACGUCCUCAUCCUUUACUCCCUAAGAACUCACAGUACUGAAGGACAGCGUAAGGCUCUGUCCACCUGUGCCUCCCACGUUACUGUAGUUGUCCUAUUCUUUGUACCCUGUAUAUUUGUGUACCUUCGGCCCAUGGUCACCUUUCCCAUUGACAAAGCAGUGGCUGUGUUUUAUACUAUGAUAACACCCAUGUUAAACCCUUUAAUCUACACCCUCAGAAACUCAGAGGUGAAAAAAGCCAUGAGGAAGCUCUGGAGCCACAGAACAAUCUUGGGUAAUAAUUCAUGGGCCUAG